Papaver somniferum (opium poppy) is the source of this 687-nucleotide messenger RNA. RefSeq lists its product as uncharacterized. The coding region runs from base 1 to 687 and encodes 228 amino acids. NCBI's taxonomy places the organism in Eukaryota, Viridiplantae, Streptophyta, Magnoliopsida, Ranunculales, Papaveraceae. The record is from RefSeq and is a predicted model, not a curated record. The transcript has a single exon.
AUGAGGAAGCCACCAAAAAGAAGACCAAAUUACAAAUUUGAAUACUACUGGACUGAUCAUCCUCAUUUCAAAGAUAAUAUUCAAUCAAAAUGGGAAACAACAUCUGGAGAUACAAUGGAAAGACUAAACAGCUUGGGGGAAGGUCUCACUAAAUGGAGCAUGCAAACUUUUGGGGACACAAAGAGAGAGAUUGAAAGUGAGAAGCAGAAGCUUGUUGAUUUGCAGGCCACAACACAUUCAGUGGACAUAAGGGAAGAAGAGAAAGAAAUCUUUCAGAAAAUCAUUACUCUUGAGAAAAGAGAUAAGAUGUUUUGGCAACAGAGAAACAAAUCCAAAUGGAUCCCUUCCACAGAUAAAAACACCCAGGUAUUUCAUGUAUCUGUUAUCCACAGAAGAAGUAAAAACAAAAUCAUUGCCCUCAAACAAGAUGAUGGAGAAUGGAUAUCAGAUAAUGAACAAAUAAAAAAUCAUCUCUUAACUCAUUUUCAGAAUGUGUUUACAAAGGACUCUAAUGUAUCUCCUAAUCUUUUUUCUUUUGAAAACUCUAAUAUGCUUAGUGAAGAAGAUUGCAGGUCAUUAAGCACAAUUCCUAAUGCUGAAGAGAUUUUUAAUGUGGUGAAGAACAUGGGAUCUCUAAAGUUCCCAGGUCCAGAUGGCUAUCCGGCUGUUUUCUACAAGAAAUGCUGA